This is a messenger RNA of Moneuplotes crassus, 709 nucleotides long. The record is from the annotation of a GenBank genome assembly. Lineage: Eukaryota; Ciliophora; Spirotrichea; Euplotida; Euplotidae.
GUUUAUAUAAUAAAGAUCGAAAAUGGCUUAUAGCAAGCAAAGACUCCUCAAAAUUAAAUUGAUCACCUUCCUGCUGAUAUUCCUCUGCAUAUUACUCACCACAAAUUGCACUAAAGCUCAAAAAUCAUCUCCAAUCCAAUCAGAAGGCGAGAGUGUGCAGAGACAGUUACACAGAGGAGGAGGGGGUGGAAGAUAUGGUAGACGUGGUUAUGAUGAUGACGAUGAUGAUUACUAUAAUAGUAAUACUAGCGAGCCAAUGGAUUCUGGCGAUGAAGGAGGCAGCUCAAAGACAUUUUUGAUUUUUUUUGUAACUGGAAUUCUAUUAGUUCCUGCUUGCUGCUUUGUUAGUAGCUACAUCUACUUUAAAUGUCGUCUGCAUUACAACUCCGAUAGAAAUAUCAGAAUAGUUCAUGCAAACAGAAAAGUAAAUAUUACUAAUCAAGAAAAACUUAGCCAACUCAUUUCAUCUUCCAAAUUCUCUAAAGAAAAUAAUAUCUAUGAUAUUCAUGAAUGAACUAUCUGUCUUUCUGAUUUCAAGCAAGAAAGCUCUAUCUCUGUUAUAAAAGGUUGCAAACACAUUUUCCAUGAGAAGUGCCUAGCAGAAUACUUUGGUGUUAAUAGGAAUGCGGUGGACCCAAAAUGCCCACUUUGUAACUGCCAGUUGUUUAAAAUGCGCUAAAUUGAUAUCUCUCUAUUUUUAAUCAGAAGA